This is a messenger RNA of Quercus robur (English oak), 3606 nucleotides long. RefSeq lists its product as uncharacterized. The record is from RefSeq and is a predicted model, not a curated record. NCBI's taxonomy places the organism in Eukaryota, Viridiplantae, Streptophyta, Magnoliopsida, Fagales, Fagaceae. Bases 168 to 3479 code for a protein of 1103 amino acids. The transcript is spliced from 13 exons.
GCAGGAUAUAGCUAUCCACGGAGAGGAGUAUGUCUGUCAAAACAUCCAAACAGCCACCACAGUGUUCUUCGUAAAUCCGUUCUCGCAAGUCACACCUCGCAGUUUCUGUUCUUCACUCUCUCUCUCUCUCUCUCUGCGAUUUCUCUCCACAAAUCAAAGGGGAAGAAAUGGGCACCCAAAUGCCUGCAUGUAGCGAUCGUACAAGGACAAACUGGACACCAGCAAUGGAGUGCUAUUUUAUUGAUCUUUUAUUAGAUCAGGUGCAUAGGGGGAAUAGGAUGGGCCAUACAUUCAACAAACAAGCUUGGACUGAUAUGCUGACCAUGUUCAAUGCCUAUUUUGGAUCCCCAUAUGAUGAAAAGGUCUUGAAAAGUCAUUACACUAAUUUGUGGACUCAAUUCAAUGAUGUAAAGAGUCUACUUGAUCAGAAUGGAUUUUCAUGGGAUGAUACUAAACAAAUGGUGGUUGCCAGUCAUCAUGUUUGGGAUGCUUACAUCAAGGUUCACCCAGAGGCACAGUUUUAUAAAAACAAAACCUUGAUGAACUUCAAUGAUUUGUGCUUGAUAUAUGCACAUACAACAGCAGAUGGAAGAUACAGCCUAUCAAGUCGUGAUAUAGACUUUGAUGAUGACAUUCAAGGAGUGAAUACUGGUGUUGCAAUGAAUAGCCUUGUACUGGCAAGUAAAGAGCAUUCAAAAAUAGAUUGGACACCAGCCAUGGACCGAUAUUUUGUCAAACUUUUGCUGGACCAACUUAAAAAAGGCAAUAAGAUCUGUAAUACAUUCAAGAAACAAGCAUGGAAUGAUAUGCUCACCCUGUUCAAUGGAAAAUUUGGCUCUAAAUAUGGAAAGAGUUUCUUAAAACACCGUUUUAAGAAAUUAUUGAAAUAUUAUACUGAUGUGAAGAGUCUACUUGAGUUUAAGGGAUUUUCUUGGGAUGAAAUUCAACAAAAGAUAUCAGCAGAUGAUUAUCUAUGGGAUAAUUACAUCAAGGCACACCCAGAUGCGCAUUCGUAUCGUAGGAAGACCUUGCUAAACUAUUGCGAUUUGAAACUGAUAUUUGGAAAUGCAGUAAGCAAUGGACAUUGCAGUCAUUUAUUGCAAGGGAGAAACUUUGAAGAUGAUAUCAUACAAAUCAAGAUGGUCAGUUUUACCUAUCCUGUAGCUGAAGAAAAGGAGGGCCGUACCUCUUCUGAUAGUGAAUGUCGGAGAACAAAUUGGACAUCAACAAUGGAUCGUUUCCUUAUUGAAUUGUUACAAGACCAGGUGCUUAGAGGGAAUAAAAUUGGUCAUGGAUUUGUGGCCGAGGCAUGGAUUGAAAUGGUUAGACUGUUCAAUGCAAAAUUUGGAUCUCACCAUGACAAAGAUGGUCUGAGGAAUAGAUACAAACAUUUAAGGGGACAAUAUAAUGAUAUAAAGGUUCUUCUUGACCAGAUUGGGUUUUCUUGGGAUGAAACAGGAGAAAUGGUAACUGCUGAGGACUAUGUCUGGGAUUCUUAUACCAAGGUGCAUCCUGAUGCUCAGUCAUAUAGAAAUAAAUCGGUUCCCAGCUAUCACAAAUUAUGUGUUAUAUAUGGUGAAGAAGUUUGUAAUGGAAGACACAGCAUUUCAACGUGCAAUGCAGAUCUUGACAGUGAAGAACCAGAUUUGAGAAUUGGGGAGGAUAUCCAAUGCUAUGCAAACAGUGGUUGUUCGACAACAGAUUGGACACCUUCAAUGGACCGUUAUCUCAUAGAUGUAAUGCUAGAGGAAGUGCAUAAGGGGAAGAAGAUUGAUUACACUUUCAACAAUCAAGCAUGGAUAGAUAUGUUUAUGUUGUUCAGGGAACGAUUCUCAUUACAACAUGACAAAGAUUUUCUGAAAAGUCAUUAUAGAAGUUUGGAAAAGCACUACUUUGAUAUGAAAAAUCUUCUUGAACAGAGACAAUUUUCGUGGGAUGAAACACAGCAAAUGGUCACAGCUUUUGAUGAUGUUUGGGAUGCAUAUGUGAAGGAACACCCAGAUGCAAAACCAUACCGAAUUAUGCCGAUACCAAAUUAUAAUGACUUGUGCUUGAUUUAUGGAAAUCCAGCUUCUGAUGAACGGUGUAAUGAAGCGCGUCAAGAUCUAGGAUGUAACGGUUUUGAAUUCUCUGAAGGUGCCAGACUUAACAAUAGCUAUCACCAAAGAAUUGAUUGGACACCAUCGAUGGACCGAUAUUUUAUUGAUCUAAUGUUAGAGCAAGUUCGCAAUGGAAGUAUGGUUGAUCAAAAAUUCAACAAGCUAGCCUGGAGUGAUAUGAUUGCAAAGUUUAGUGCAGAAUUUGGGUCUCAGCAUGACAAAGAUGUCCUAAAAAGUCGUUUUGUGAACUUGAGGAAGCGGUUCAAUGAUAUGAAAACUCUACUUGACCAGAGUGGUUUUUCUUGGAAUGAAAUGCAACAGAUUAUACGAGCUGAAGAUGAUGUCUGGGAUGCUUAUGUUAAGGUACAUCCUGAUGCAAUAACAUACCGCAAUAGAACUCUCCCAAAUGUCAACGAUUUGUUUUUGAUAUAUGGAAAUGACAACACUGAGCAAAGGCAAAAUUACUCUGGUCACUCUAUGGAUGCUGAGGACUAUGAGCUGGGAGUAAAUAUUGUUGUAGGUGAAGAGAAUUACCAGUCCCCUGCUAAUAAUGAUCCUCUGAGGAUAAAUUGGACAAGGGAAAUGGACCGUUAUUUUAUUGACCUUAUGUUAGAACAGUUGCAGAGAGGGAAUAAGAUUGGUCGUACGUACAAUGCUCAAGCUUGGACCUGGAUGAAUGCAACAUUUAGUAAAAAAUUUGGAUUCCUUUGUGAUAAAGAUGUACUAGAAGAUCGGUAUUGGAGCUUGAGGAAAGAGUAUACGGACAUCACAGAUACCCUCAAUCAUAAUGGCUUUUCUUGGGAUGGAAUUCACCAAACAAUGACAGCUGAUGAUGAUGUUUGGGAAGCUUAUAUCAAGGAUCAUCCAGAUGCAGUUACAUACAGAGAUAAGAUCUUGGGUGAUUAUUGUGAUUUGUGCUUGAUUUAUGGUAAUGAAAGUCAGCAUAGUAGAUCAAGUUAUUUCGACGUAAAAAUGGAGAUCAACACCAACACCCUGGGGAUGGGGAUUGACGAUAUAAUUGGAGAUACACAAUCUCCAAUUACGGAGUUUGAAAUAUCUCAUCUGAGAAGAAAGCGAAAAUCUACUUCUUCAUCAACCUCAGGAUGUAUCCAAAAAGUUCGGAGAAACAUCAAGAAAGAGACACAAGAGGCUGUUGAGGGGAAGCCAUGUGUAGUAAAAACAUAUUUGGGUACUGAGGAAGACAAAGACUACAGCUCAAUAGAAUGUAUAGUUGCAGCACUUCAAACCGUUCCUGACAUGGAUGAUGAGAUCUUCUUGGAGGCUUGUGAACUUUUAGAAGAUGAGAGAAAGGCCAAGAUGUUCGUGGCCAUGGAUGUCACAGCACGGAGGAAGUGGUUAUUGAAAAAGCUUAGACGGUAGCAUCUAUUUUUCUUGUUAAUGUCAGAUAUAAUUUUGGUACUUUCUUAUUGGGGAGUUUUUCCAAUGUAAAUCAGAUCCUAUAUUAGUGUAAAGGCAUUUUUCAAUGCAAUUUCCUGUUUGAUUUCCU